AUGGAGCAGCUGGUUAUUACAGAGGCUACGGCGGUAUUUCGGUAUCCCGGUAUUUCGCUGAGGGCGCGGCGGCUCUCGGCGGCCGAGGAGCUUUUCAGCCGCUUCAUCGCCCGCAGCCCCGAGGGUGCCCGCUGCGACCUCGCCGCGGCGCUCAACGAUCGCGGGCAGGCGCGGUACCUGAGCGUGGAGUUCGCCGCCGCCGUGCAGGACUUCACGGCCGCCAUCGAGUGCCAGCCCGCCUUCGAGGUGCCCUACUACAACCGCGGGCUGGUGCGCUACCGGCUGGGAGACUUUGAUGAGGCCAUAAAAGAUUUCAGGAAAGUAUUAGAGUUAAACCCCCAGUUUGAAGAUGCUGCAUUGAGUCUAAAACAGGCUAUUCUUGAUAAAGAAGAAAAACAGAAGCGGGGUUAUUGAAAAUUCAGUGAUGCAAUUCCCAUAAAUGUGAUUUUUGUCAUCGAUGGAUAAAACCCAAGAACAUUUACAUCUGUUAUGACCUGUGGAAACACUUAAUUCUUAGAUAAAUAAGUUAAAAAUUGGUUAUGAUUGCAAAAGAAACUGGAUUUGGGGUUUUUGUUCUUGAGGGAAUGUGUAAUGUUGAUCUCUGUGAGACACAUCUACAGAUUUUGUACAGAAAUACUUUGUAAUUCUAUAAUGAAUAUAUUGGCCAGAUUAAUUGACAAUAAAAGUGAAAAUGUACUUUUUAUCUCAUGAUUAUCUGCAGAGUUUACUGUAGAAAAUAUUCACAGGAGGAGUUGUGGCUUUCUCUUAUUAGAGAUCAAUUUCCUGAAAGAUACAGUGUGAAAUCCAUCUGAUGGAGAUGCCUGUGAAGUCCCAGGCAGCAUCAUUUCUCACAUGGUAGGAGGGACCAUUACUGAAGUCUGUAAAUUGUCAGCAAGUUUAUAGCAACACAAGUUCUAAUGAAAAAAAUACUGUCUGAUUGCUCAGAUGAGCAUUAGGAUUUUGUCUUUUAAAUAAAAUGAUGCCAGUGA
Messenger RNA from Parus major (Great Tit), 989 nucleotides. RefSeq names its product tetratricopeptide repeat domain 32 (gene TTC32). Gene Ontology annotation, molecular function: protein binding. The transcript has 4 exons. Lineage: Eukaryota; Metazoa; Chordata; Aves; Passeriformes; Paridae. Bases 1 to 414 code for a protein of 137 amino acids. The record is from RefSeq and is a predicted model, not a curated record.